AUGAAGUCGGAGCCUUUGCUCCCUAUCUUCGAGCCCAAAGACAGCCACCUCGGUGACUGGACGGCACAAUGCCGAAGCUUUGCGAAGAGAUCCGAUUGGCUGGCCAUUUUCCUUGGGCCAGCGAUAUCUGUGCCAUUUGCGACCUGCUACGCAGCGUUGGUCUGCAACGACGUCAUGUGGACGCAGAUGAUCGGAUCCAUCAUCGCCCUGGUCAUCGGCCAGUUCGUGACCACAACGAACUUGGAUCCUCUGACUGCUAUACUUUUUGGCCAGCUGGCUCGGAAAGUCGCCCGCUUCAACACUGGCCAGGGAAGCCAGGAGAUGAUCCUGUGCAGCAUGAUGCUCCUCAUGCCGGUGAUCUCACUCUGCUUGGGCAUUGUGCUGUACUUUGUGGGCAAGCUUAAGCUCGCCAUGAUGCUCCGUUUCAUCCCAUACACCGUGGUGGGCGGAUUCCUGGCAGGCAGCGGUAUCCUUAUCUUGCAGGAGUCGCUUGCUCUGGCGGGUGGCAUGAACCUGGGUGACCUCGUUCCUCAGACUUUCCUGAGCCCGCAUGAGACUGUAGGACCCUGGAUCCAGAUCAUCCUUUCCGUGGUGUUCUCGUCCGUCCUGGAGCAUGUGAGGGAGUGGCACAUUUUCAGCACACCGCUGGUGAUCGCAUUGGCGGUUGGCUUGAGCGCUCUGGUGCAGCACGCCUCAGGGGGUGCCUUGCCACCCAGGUCCUGGUUUCUGGAGUUUCCGGAUCCCGUCAAAUGGUGGGAACCAUUCGUGCGCGUUCGCGAUGGCUUCAACCAGAGCUACUCGGCUUCGGGUCUGGCUGAUUUGGAGUUCCUUGGCGGCUUUGUGGUCAUCAUGACCGUCUCCUGGAGCAUCAACACCCUGGCGGUGGCUAAGCUGGUGCCCCUUCGGCCAGGGCUACAGCGCUGCGAUGAGCAGGAGGAGAUCCGGACCCUGGGUCUCACGAACGUGCUGCUGGGUUCCAUGGGCGGCCUUUGCUCCAUGCAGUCCUUCAAGAUCCCGAUGAUCAUGAGGGGAGUUAAGUCUGGGCCCUCCUGGCCCUAUUUCAACGUGAUCGUCAAUGUGCUUCUGUUUGCUCUUUCUCCUCGAUUCAUUGUGCAGACUGUUCCGCGCUUCCUCUUUGCAGGAACGGUGGUGCGGCUCUCUUGCGACCUUAUCGGCGAAUGGCUGCUAGAAGCCAGGCGGCGCGUGGCUUGGGAGGAGUGGCUAGUCUUGGUGGCCACGACAAUUGUUGUUGUCAUCAAUGUCACCCUGGGCAUUCUCUUUGGCCUCUUCUGCACAUUAGCGUGGUUUGCCAUUGAGUAUACGGGAGUGACUGGCAUCACCAAUGAGAGCACCCUGAGCCAGAGCCGCUCAAGGGUGGAAAGAAGCGAUGAGGAGCACGCGAUUCUCAAGGAGCAUGGUGACAGAACCCUGGUCAUUUGGCUCAGUGGCUACCUCUUUUUCGGCUCCGCCUGCCAGGUGAUUGACGAAGUGCGGAGCAAGGUGCACGAACAAGGGGUGUCAGUCGUCAUCCUCGAUUUCUCCCAUGUGCCAGCCAUUGAUGCCAGCGGUGUCUAUGCCAUGGUGGACUUGGUGCAGGAGCUGCAGGAGCCUAGGCCGGUUCGGCUGGCAUUUUGUGGCCUCGUUCGCCGCCUGCGCAAUGCCCUCCAGUGCGCGGCAGAGCACCAGCAGAUGCCUCCGCUGGAAGUCUUCCACGAUCUGGACAAGGCUUUGCAGUGCUUCGAGGACCAGAUCUUACAGAAGUUUAUCAGGAAACACUUGCCGACAAAGAGGCCGAAGGGGUCUUUGGGCGUGUCGAAGAUCGACUCCCUGAACUGCAUCACUGACCUCGAGAUUGCCUCGCCUCACUUUGCCAGAGAGUGCAGCAAUGAGCUGGACGGCGGCGUCUGGCGUCAUUUACUUCAGAAAGAGCUUCCGGUGCUCGAUCCAGAUCACAUCUCUGUGGAACUUUUGCGAGAGCUCGCGGGGGAGCCACGUGUGAAGGAAGAUGGCGAGGUCCUCUUCAAUUAUGGAACUCCCGCAACAGAGCUCAUUGUUCUGCUGGAUGGUGCUGUGGACGUUACGCACCCGCCAUCGUCACCCGCGAAGCGGAUGCCGAGACACCAUCUGAAUGAAGCGAAAGGAGACGUCUACGUCUUCGAGGAGCCCACAAGGGCGAGGAGAGCACGUUCCGGCGCUGUCUUCGGGGCCGUUGAGUACGCCAGUGCUAAUUUUGACUCCUCUCUGCAGCUCCGCGCUGGAGCUUGCCUCCGCUGCACCGGCACAUCUGUGGGCAAAAGCGAGGUUUUAGUCAUAGCCUUCGAUGCCUUGCGUAGCAAGGAGCUGGAGGAAGGAAGGCUUGCUCUCGUGCUGCGGACGUGGCUAUCGCGACUUGCAUCAAAUGCACUCAUUGCCUCCACGCACAAUGACCCUCUCAGCAACCUUCACUGGCGGGAGCUUCG
This is a messenger RNA of Symbiodinium pilosum, 2459 nucleotides long. NCBI's taxonomy places the organism in Eukaryota, Dinophyceae, Suessiales, Symbiodiniaceae. The record is from the annotation of a GenBank genome assembly.